AUGAGGACACUGGAGAAUAUCGUUCCAACAAACAUCUCUAACUGGGUGCCAUCAGCAGGAUCUGGCACCAUCAGUCCUGCCUUUUCAUCAGACAGUGGAGCGUACUGGUGUGAGGCGGGAGAUGGACUGAGAAGCAAUUCUCUCAGCAUCUCUAUCACUGCUGGUUCAGUGAUCCUGGAGACUCCUGUUCUGCCUGUGAUGGAGGGAGACACUGUGACUCUGAGCUGUAAAAAGAAGAAAACUCCUGAUGACCUCGCAGCUGAUUUCUACAAAGAUGGGCUCCGCAUUAAGACCGAAUACAAAGGAAAAAUGACCCUCUAUAAUGUCUCUACAUCUGAUGAAGGACUCUACAAGUGUCACAUCUCUGGAGCUGGAGGAUCACCAGAGAGUCGGCUGGCUGUCAGAGGGUUUAAGAAUGUUUCGGGACCUGAAGAAAAGAUGGACCCUCCCCCUACUCAACCCACCAGUCGCCCCCAGAGUCAGCCCCGGAAUUUCCACACUCUGCUGUGGAUUGUCGGCACUGUUUUACUGGUUGCCCUGCUGCUGUUGGUGCUGGGAGUACUAUAUUGUAGGAUACACAAAGGUGAAGGGAGCACCACCAGAGUGCCAGGAAGUGAAAGUUCAAUUGAUCCACAUCAUGCAACAUAUGCUGUUGUCCAAAAAACAAGAAGGGGAAAAGUCCCGGGUGGUGAUGAUGUCGUUGAUCCACACCAGGCAACAUAUGCUGUUGUCAAAAAACCAAAGAAGGAGAAAGCUGGUAAGGAUUUGGAUGAUCCACACGAUGCCACAUAUUCGCUUUUGGAAUGGAAGCAAAAAGGACUGACAGCAGGAAGAAAGAAAGAAGCAAGGACAAAGCCAGGAGAGAAUGUUGUCUAUUCUUCAAUUAACUUCACAGCAGGAGACGUGUCUAACAGGCCACGGAAAGCAGAUGCACCUGACUAAAGGACAAGUAGGACAAGAGUCAAUAAAUGAUGUUACAG
Messenger RNA from Epinephelus lanceolatus (giant grouper), 980 nucleotides. The record is from RefSeq and is a predicted model, not a curated record. Lineage: Eukaryota; Metazoa; Chordata; Actinopteri; Perciformes; Serranidae.